AGAAACACACACAUAGAAAGCCUUAACCAUGCGCACACCAGAGUCAGAGAGAGAAGGGAGGAGAGGGAGGAGAGGGAGGGCGGCCGAGGGAGAAAAGAGGCAGGUUUAAUUAAUUCAGGCUGGAUGGGAGGGAUGUUGCUGCUGUCCCUGCUGAGGCUCCAGUGCCUCGGCUGUCGUGCUGCAUGUUGCUGAGUGUUUGCAGAGAGGACGUCUCCGUAGCCGCUUGCUGGGAACCAGAAACCAGUCCAGUGCAGCCACAGCUCCACAUCGUGGUCUCACUGGUCUGGUCUGUCUGAGCAGCUUCAUAGAACCACUAACAGGGAGGUUGAACGGACACAGAUGGAGCAGCAAUGCCCACAGGUGGCAGGACAUAUGUACUGUUGAAGUCCUGCUGAGAAACUUUUCUGUUUCAUUUCUGAGUGGUGAAGAGCAGCUACAUCCAGUCAUCACUGCAGACCUCCACCUGGCAGACCUCCAACCAGCAUAUUUUGCCUUUCAGACAUUCAGGACGUGGCAUCAGGGACUGACCACUGGUUUUCUCCUCUUCCUCUCUCGUGAUCUCGGCUCUUCACGCCUCCUGUGUACAGAGGAGAGGCAGAGAUGCCAUCAGGAAACUCCUCCUUCUCAGUCUCAUUGAACAGUUCAACCCAAGGAUAGCCGCCGUACCCCCCAACCCUCAAACUUGAGGUGCAGGUGCAUUAACACAUCCGGGACCCAGGAACUGGCCGCUGGCCUCAGGCAGCAUGGGAGACCCGAGCUGGGUGUGUCUGAGCCCAGCCGAGUUCAGCCAGCUGCAGCAGUACAGCGAAUACUCCACAAAGAAGCUGAAAGAUGUGCUGGAGGAGUUUCACGGUGAAGGAGUUCUUUCCAAAUACAAUCCAGAGCAGAAGCAAGACGUUCUCAACCAACCCAUUGAUUAUGACGGCUUCCAGCUCUUCAUGGCCACGUACCUGGAGAACGACAUCCCAGAGGAGCUGUGUCAGCACCUCUUCACCUCGUUCAAGAGCAAGACGGGUGGCUGCUCCCCAGACCAGCCUCGACCAGGAACCAGCUUACUGGAAGCCCGUUCCAUUGAUGCAGGCAUCUCUAUUCAGACCGAAGUGGCCUGUGCCCCCAUUACAGGGAUGAACGGGAAAAGCAUCCUGUCUGCGAUGGGUCGGCACACUCCGGAGCACUCCGCCGUGGUGGGUGCAGCAGGUUCAGGAGCCACCACGUCCCCUUGUUCAUCUCGCUCCUCCUCUCAGCGUUCAGGGACCGGGACCCACACGCCCAGGGGCCCCCACCGAUCACCAUGCACCCAGGUCAAAGCCUUAGAGGGCAGCAGCAACGCCCUGAUCCCCAACGCUGGUCCUGCCAAGUCACCAGUGUCCCCAAAACUCUCACUAGAGAGGAGCCACUCUGAGAAGCAUUUGUCUCUGCGGAGGAGCCCGUCGCCCCAGAAAAGUUCCCCGAUGCCGUCUCCACAGGUGGUCUUCCUCAAGGACAUCGUCUGCUACCUGUCGCUACUAGAGAGGGGGACACCGGAGGACAAGCUGGAGUUCAUGUUCCGGCUGUACGACACAGACGGUAACGGGCUUCUGGACAGCUCGGAGCUGGAUCGCAUCAUUAACCAGAUGGUGCAUGUGGCAGAGUACCUGGAGUGGGACUCAACAGAACUGAGACCGAUCCUGAAGGAAAUGAUGGAAGAGAUUGACUACGACCGGGACGGAACGGUCACACUGGAGGAGUGGAUCAGAGGAGGCCUCACUACCAUCCCUUUACUGGUCCUGCUGGGCAUGGACACGAAUGUGCAGGAGGACGGGCAGCACGUCUGGCGUCUGAAGCACUUUAACAAACCAGCCUACUGUAACUUCUGCCACACCAUGCUGCUCGGUGUUCGCAAGCAGGGCCUCUGCUGCUCCUUAUGCAAGUACACGGUGCACGAGCGCUGUGUGUCCAAAGACAUCGCCGCCUGCAUCAGCACCUACGCAAAGUCCCGCAGACACACCAACGCUAUGCAGCACGUCUGGAUGGAGGGAAACUCUCCCACCAAGUGUGACCGCUGUCACCGAAGCAUCAAGUGCUAUCAGGGCCUGACGGGCCUGCACUGCGUCUGGUGUCAAAUCACGCUCCACAACAAGUGUGCAUCCAAUGUGAAGCCUGAGUGUGAUGGAGGAGCCCUGAGGGACCACACGCUGCUGCCCUCGUACAUCUGUCCCGUCGUUCUGGAUCGACAGUCUGUGGUGAAGCGAGGAGAUGGUGAGUCACCUCCCAGCACCAGCCCCGAUGACCCCAAUCAGACUUUCAAAUUCUCUCCUGGAGACGGACAAGCUCUGCAGAUCACCCCUCUCCCAGGAACUCACCCGCUUCUGGUCCUGGUUAACCCGAAGAGUGGAGGGAGGCAGGGCGAGCGGGUGCUGAGGAAGUUCAGGUACUUGUUGAACCCCAGGCAGGUGUACAGUUUGGAGCAAGGAGGACCUAUGGUCGGGCUCAACUUUUUCCACGAUGUCCCUGAUUUCCGGGUGCUUGCUUGUGGCGGUGACGGCACCGUUGGCUGGAUCCUCGACUGUAUAGAUAAGGCCAACUUCGCCAGGCACCCCCCAGUGGCCAUCCUCCCCCUGGGCACGGGAAACGACCUGGCACGAUGCUUACGCUGGGGAGGAGGUUAUGAGGGGGGCAGCUUGCUGAAAGUCCUCCGAGACAUCGAGCACAGCACCGAGGUGGUGCUGGACCGCUGGAACAUCGACAUCGUCCCUGACGACAAGGAGGAGAAGGGCGACCCCGUGCCUUACAGCAUCGUCAACAACUACUUCUCUAUCGGAGUGGACGCCUCCAUCGCCCACCGCUUCCAUCUGAUGAGGGAAAAGCACCCUGAGAAGUUCAACAGCAGGAUGAAGAACAAGCUCUGGUACUUUGAGUUCGGAACCACUGAGACCAUUUCUGCCACCUGCAAGAAACUCAACGAAUGCAUCGAAGUGGAGUGUGAUGGGAUCAUCCUGGACCUGAGCAACACAUCUCUGGAGGGAAUCGCUGUUCUCAACAUUCCCAGCAUGCAUGGCGGCUCCAACCUUUGGGGUGAGACGAAAAAGAGGAGGAACUACAACCGCAUGAGCAAGAAGGUUGCAGACAGAAUGCCAUCCAGCACUGUCACAGAUGCCAAAGAGCUCAAGUUCUGCAUACAAGACUUCAGUGACCAGCUGUUGGAGGUGGUUGGCCUGGAAGGGGCGAUCGAGAUGGGGCAGAUCUACACCGGGCUGAAGAGCGCUGGACGCAGACUGGCUCAGUGUGCCAGCGUCACCAUCAGGACAUCCCGGCGGCUGCCCAUGCAGAUCGAUGGCGAGCCCUGGAUGCAGCCCCCCUGCACGGUCCGGAUCACGCACAAGAACCAGGUCCCCAUUCUACUGGGCCCACCUCAGAAGACCCAGUUCUUCUUCUUCAAGAAACGCAACCGCAGCCGUGACUAGGGCACACAAACACACAAAACACACACACACUCAGUACAUAUAUGCACACAUGCCUCCCGUCGAAUGGGCGGCGAGCAGCGGCCCAGUAGGGGUUCAUUCACAUUCCCAGUCAUGAUGCCUACAGACAAUUAAUUCCCAAAGGAACCUGCAGCGAUGGCAGCAGACAGCACCGACCCAUUCCUGACUCUUCAAACUUCCUCUGCCUGAGCCCGAGCAGGAGCACUGCCAGCUGAGGUGGCUGCUGGGACUCCCCCAGAUGGUGGCAGGGUACGGCGAUGGAGGCUGGAGCAGCAUUACAGAGACAGAAACAUGGCGUAGUAAGGAGGGCUGCUGGAUAAAUAGAGUGUGAUCUUCCUCUCGGUUAAAACACCUGUAUGAAUAAUGAAACAGCGGCUGCUUGUAAGAGCGCUCGCUCCCAGGCGUCCCUGCGGACUUUCGACACGCCACGGCCGAGCAGACGAGAGGGGCCUCAUCCAUUAUUCACUGACUGUUUGUGAGUUGACGGCACUGGGGCGUAACGGUGGUCUGGAAUGGGUAGAAACAUGCAGGGAUCAUCGCCCCGUAGCAUCACUGGCCUACAUAAGAAAAAAAAAAAGAUCUUUUCGACCACAUUUCCAGGCUGAGCUGAUGAUCCAGCGGUAGGCUUCAGGCAGAGGAAGCAUCUGUCCAGUUAUCACCAUAUAAACUGACUAGAGUCUAGAUUGAACGUAGAGAUUAGAGUCACUGUGGUUCACUGUGGGUGUGCUCUUACACUAACAUUCAGCUCCUCAUCAAGCUCCUGAGGGGUCAAGGAUUGAAAGAAAUCCUGUGAAGGGUGCAACAGCAGGGCCCGCUGGGUUUUAAUUUACCACAGGGGAAUCAUCCUUAUCUGUCUAUUUCAGGAAGGAUCCAUCUAUCCUGGGCUGAAACCUUACCCUUAAAUACCACAUCAAGCAGCCUGUCCUGCAAGGUGCACCGUGAGUCGAUUACCAAGGCAAAAUAAACCAGGAUAGGCUGCAUAAAUAGUAAAAAAAUGGAGCUCAGUUCAGUGUUUAUAAUGAAUGUACCCAUAUUACUGUCCACACAGAGUAUAUCCUCGAUUAUGUGUAGACAGAGUGUAUGUAUAAUUCUGGAAAGUAGGUGUAGCUCAUGUGUACUGUACACCUGAAUGUGUUUUAAUAUAUCUUUGUUAAUGAUGUGGCAUAUUUGGCUCAGAUCAGUGUCGUUCAGAGCUGCUGCAGUCGCUGUCUGAAGGCAGUUUUCCACAUUCUGUCAGAUCACUUCUCUCCUCGGCUUGGCCUCAGUUGUUGAAAGAACUGAGAACACAACAGUGUAAAACUUUGCACCAUUUGUGGCAGAACAAUCUCACAAGAUUAACUUUGUCAGUAAUUCUUUCUUC
Molecule: messenger RNA, 4821 nt
Organism: Melanotaenia boesemani (Boeseman's rainbowfish)
Lineage: Eukaryota; Metazoa; Chordata; Actinopteri; Atheriniformes; Melanotaeniidae
Gene: dgkg
Product: diacylglycerol kinase beta
Exons: 27
Coding region: 744-3443 (899 amino acids)
Biological process (GO): intracellular signal transduction; lipid phosphorylation; diacylglycerol metabolic process
Cellular component (GO): plasma membrane
Molecular function (GO): calcium ion binding; ATP-dependent diacylglycerol kinase activity
Source: RefSeq, a predicted model, not a curated record